Acyrthosiphon pisum (pea aphid) is the source of this 4307-nucleotide messenger RNA. It is a transcript of the gene Tsc1, whose product is annotated as tuberous sclerosis 1 protein hamartin. The record is from RefSeq and is a predicted model, not a curated record. Gene Ontology annotation, biological process: negative regulation of TOR signaling; negative regulation of cell population proliferation; regulation of cell cycle. Gene Ontology annotation, cellular component: TSC1-TSC2 complex. Lineage: Eukaryota; Metazoa; Arthropoda; Insecta; Hemiptera; Aphididae. The coding region runs from base 410 to 3469 and encodes 1019 amino acids. The transcript is spliced from 21 exons.
UUAUAAUAUAUAUGUUAUAUAUAGGUGUAUUUAAUUUGUAGACUUGUAGUUAGCACGUAUGUCUUGCUGUAUUAGUUAGUAGUUAAUUGCAUCAAAUUAUAAAGUAUACAACGAUGAACGAGCGGCCGAAAGAAAUCAUGAAGGCUUAUUUCGUUGUUUUUCUGUCAUUUUUUAUCUUCACCAUUUUAAGUUUGACGAGUGCGAUCUAAGACUCACUAUCUAUUCGCGAAUUUUACUUCACUAACCUAACCGGGGUGCACAGGAAAACACCGUUGAAUCGAUCAUAUUAUUCUACUAGUUCUGCUUGUAGAAUACAUAUAUAUAUAUACAUAAUAUUCGUAACGUCUACUGCAAAUUCGAAUUAAUAAUAUGAUAAAGUAUAAUUAACAUAGAAUGUUUAGUUGGAAAAAUGAUUGCUAUGGAGGUAAUGGAACUGUUCACAUCGUUAGAAUCCAACAUUCCUAAAGAAGUAGAAGUUGUAAAACACAAAUUUCAUGAACAAUUUAAUAUCGUAAAAGAACCAUGGCUGUUAAAUGGAAUGUAUGAUUAUUUUAUGUCAACUGGAUCACAAAGAGCUGUAGAAGUAUUAGUGGCUGUCAGGGAACCACAUGACAAGUAUCUUUUUGAUAGGCUUGUUGAUGGCUUACGAAGUACAAAUCGUCUUCAAGCACUUACAUUACUGGGUCACGUAGUAAAAAGACAACCAACAUGGUUGAUUAAAAUUACAAACCAUCAUUUACUCAAGGAAUUAAUAAAACUUUUAAAGUCCGAAAAUGAAAUAAUUACUAUUACUAGUGCUUUACUUGCUCUUAAUGUACUUUUGACUGUUAUUCCUGCACUUAUUUCUUCAUUUCUACCUGAUAUUUUUGAAGGAUUUAGUCGUUUGGCGGCUUGGAAUACUUCUCAAAAAAACAAAGUUCCGGAAAUACAUUUAUUCCAUCUUCAAAUAUCAUUAUAUGUAUUAUUUGUUCAGCUAUAUAGUAUGUAUCCAUGUUCAUUUGUUUUAUAUUUAAAGCAACAAUAUAGUACGCCUGAUUUAGUUUUCACUCAUACAAUUAAACCCAUGAUAGAAACAAUGCGUAUGCAUCCAAGUUUAAUUGUAAGCAGCAAAGAUGUGGAAACAUCAGUUCAUAGGUGGAAAAAAAUGGAGCAACAUGAUGUUGUUAUGGAAUGUACAAGAUAUACUCUAUUGGAAAAUGGGGAUAGAAAUUAUCAAAAUCCUUCAACUUGGACAAAUGCGGGGUCAAAUUUUUCAUCAGCUCUUGAAAUUUUAAAAUCAAGUAUUGGAGCAACUGGAGAUAUUAUUAGUGUUAAUAGUGUCAGAGACAAAGAAUUGUGGAGUCCAAUGUUAUAUUGUGGUGAAUUUGAUAAAGAUACUGUUAAAUCUAUUCCUACAACUCCAAAUAUACAGAAUUACUAUAAGCCAUUGAUGUGCAACCAUAAUGAACAUUCACCUCCAGAAGCAGCUAUCGAAGCCACCCCAGAAACAACUCCAAUCAGGGAUGUUUUAUAUCAACAAUCGAGGUUGCCAUCUAUAAACUCGACUGUAGUCAGAGCAUUGAAUUCAUUUGGUUUAGACAAUUUACCUAGACGUAAUUCAUCAACACCAAAUUCUCAGCCUAGUUCGCCAUUGAAAAAAGAAGGGUUUAUUUUUCCUACCGAAGAUAUCCAAUCACAGUCACUUGUUCGUAGAGUGGACAGAAUGAUAAUGGAACGUAAUCAGAUAACAGAUUCAAUUAAAGAUGAAAAUAAUGUACGUUCUGAAUCAAAACCUAUUGCAGCUCAAAUUCAACUACCAAAUAAUCCUGAAAUAUUACAAACUGGAGACGAUGAUAUCAUUGAAUGUGAUCAACAGAGUAAUGGGUCACCAUGUCAAACUUAUGAGGGUGGAUUACAUAUGCCUGAUUCUACUUCUUUAAAAGAAUUUGUAAUGAGUGUUCGAACACGAAGACGUUAUCAUAGUCAAUGUACUCCAGAGAAAACUAUAAAUGUUACUGGACAAAGUACUGAUAGCAGCCCUAAAAAAGGACCGGAAUUUUCAUUACUUAGUGUUCGAAGAGCAAAUUCAUGUCCCGAGAUUAAAAAAACCAAUGGGAGUAGUAUUUCUUCUGGCACUUCACCAUUACAAGAAGAAACUGAAGAGGAUCAUCAUGGAGAUGGUAUAAAUAUUAGUAAUGGCCAUGUUACUUCACUACCAAAAAAAAAAUCAAAAAAUGAUAUUAAUAUAACUAAUGUACAGACGGUUUCCACUCAAACAGAUCAUAUUUUACCUUAUGAACAUUUGUUUUAUAGCAUAUUUCCUGCAUAUAAUAAUGAUCCAAACAAUAUAGGUGGUAAAAAUCAACAAAACAUUUUUAAUAAUCAAGAAGAUGAGUCUUUAUGUUUAAUUGAAAAAUAUGUGCGCACAUCGGCAAUAGUUCUUAAUCAUCGCCAUACAGCACAAUCUAGUGAUGACGUCAAAUUAUUGCAAGACCAAAUCGCUUUGUUAACAUUACAAUUACAGUUUGAACGUAACCGUAGAGAAGUUCAUGCAGAACGAAAUCGUAGACUUUUAGGUAAAUCAAGAAGUAGUCGAGCUGUUGAUGAACACAAUUCUGCUCUGAAAGAUCAAGUUUUAAAAUUACAGAUUGAAAUUGAAGAUGGAACUUCAGGGUUUGAAAAAUUGAGGCAAGACUCAUUAAAACAAGUUAAAGACCUUAAAGAGAGAGUAUCACAUUGGCAAACGGAAUGUUCAAAAUAUCAAGAGGAAACUAAAGAAGCUAAAAAUAAAUGCCUAUCAUUAGAACAGCUUUAUAAUGGGGAGAGACUGAAGACUGCUGAGGUUACUAAACAAUUAUCUGAGACUAAAGCAGAGCUGUUCAACACUUUAAGUGAACUAACUAUUGUGCAAGCAACCGCUAACAUUAGUAAAGAACUAAAAAAUACAGUGAUAAAUUUGCAACGCGAACUAGUCAUGAGAGGUGAGAUGCAAUCUCAACAGCAUGAUGUUGUUUCUCAUGUAAAUGCUCUUAGAUAUGAUGCCAGCAAUGCUAUGUUGAGUCAAGAAUCAUACAAACAUAAUAUAAACGAGCUUCAAAAUAUGUUAUACCAUAAAUCUGCAUUGUUAGAAGCAUCAAACGCCCGUAUUGCUGAUUUAGAAUUGAAAUUAAAUAAUAAGAAUGCAUUUAUGCAAAAUGGUAAAUGUGAAAUAGAAAAGGUUAAACACCAAUAUAACAAAAAAUUAUCAGAGGUAAAAGAAGAAUGUAGAAUUUUGAAAGAAAUACAAUGCCAAAAUAAAGAAUAUAAAGAAGAAGAAGAAUCAAGAAAAAAAUUUAUGGAAGAACUACCUAAAUUCAGCUCUGACUUGGUUAUGGUGGACUCAAACACUUCAGUGAGUGAUCAAGAUGCAAACUUUAGGCUUAGUAUGAUGUUGGCGGAUAUUGGUGACAACUGUGACAACAUCCCCGUUAUACCUACAACUCCAAAGUAAACAUUAUGAUCUCAAUGGUACUGGAUACUUAACAUCAUUUAUAUAAAAGAUUUAAGUGUACAAUGUAAAGGAUAUUCAAUAAAACAAAGCUAACAUUUUUGUUAAAUAAUUAUCUACAUUAAUUAUACAUUUAUUUUUCAACAUGUUAAUAUUUUGUGUCUGUGGCAUCAGUAAAGUUAUUUUAUACAUAAUUUUUACUAUAUAUACACACGUAAAUGCAUGGUAUUCAAUUUAAGAAUUUGUAUUAUAUAAUUAUUAUAUAUUAUAUGUGUCUGAUUGAUUAGGUACUGAAUCGUUGUGUCCAACCAAUGAAUUUAAUUAUUGUCUUUGUAGGUUUUUUUACAUAAAUUAUUCAUUUUUAUACCUAUUGAUUUUUAUUUCCACUAUGAAAAACUAUUAUUUAAAAUGAAUAACCAAUAUGCACUUAUUGAAAAUGUAUUAUUGUAAAUGUCUUUUGAUAAGUUUGAAUUCAAAUGUAAAUGAAGAGUUUAUAUUUUUUGGUCUAUGUAUAGUAUGUUUAUGUAUUAAAUGACUAAUAAUUUCAAUGAAUUUAGAUGAAAAAAAUAGCUGUUCAAAUCUGUGGUUUGUAAAUGUUACAUGGUUAAUUGAAAUGUUAUCUCCUAUGGCCAUUUUAAACAUCUAUUUUAGCAAGACAAAUUUUACUAUCCUUUAAUGUACAGAAUGAUUUCAAUUAGACAUUUUAUUUUACAACCAUUGCAUACAGUCGUGCAUAAAUACAUAAUUAUUAAUGUUUUCACAAAUAAAUAACUCGUCUAAAAUCUAUUUCUAUAAUUGUAUUACAUUAAAAUUAAUGUUUCAAUAAAUGUUAUUUUUUUAU